AUGGGAGACUGCAAGGGAAUUUCCACACCAGCAACUUCAAAAGAUAAGAUGUCUGCUAUACAAAGCCGCCUAAUGAGUGAUCCCACGUUAUAUCGGAGUAUAGUAGGUGGAUUGCAAUACUUGAGUUUAACCCGACCCGAGGUCUGUUAUUCAGUUCACAAGGUUUCUCAAUUUCUUCAUGCACCUACUGAGGAUAAUUGGUAUUCGGUUAAGCGUAUAUUGAGGUAUCUCAAGCACACUGUUGGUCAUGGUCUUUACAUCUCCAAAUCGGCAAACACAGAUUUGAAUAUAUAUACUGAUGCUGAUUGGGCGAGUGACAUUGAUGAUUGCAAGUCUACCAUAGGUUAUGCUAUUUUCAUGGGCACAAAUCUCAUAUCUUGGAAUUCCAAGAAACAACAAACAGUUGCUCGUUCAUCAACAGAGGCUGAAUAUCGAGCUAUUGGUCUUGCUGUCACUGAAUUAACUUGGAUUCAGUUAAUGUUGCGUGACAUUACUUUCCAUUCCACCAAAACUCCCAACUUGUGGUGUGAUAAUAUUGGCGCAACAUAUCUGUAA
Molecule: messenger RNA, 555 nt
Organism: Manihot esculenta (cassava)
Lineage: Eukaryota; Viridiplantae; Streptophyta; Magnoliopsida; Malpighiales; Euphorbiaceae
Exons: 1
Coding region: 1-555 (184 amino acids)
Source: RefSeq, a predicted model, not a curated record